This is a messenger RNA of Aspergillus affinis, 1029 nucleotides long. RefSeq names its product alpha/beta hydrolase fold protein. The transcript has a single exon. NCBI's taxonomy places the organism in Eukaryota, Fungi, Ascomycota, Eurotiomycetes, Eurotiales, Aspergillaceae. Bases 1 to 1029 code for a protein of 342 amino acids. Gene Ontology annotation, molecular function: hydrolase activity. The record is from RefSeq and is a predicted model, not a curated record.
AUGGCGAUGAAUUCUAAAAGCAUGGCGCAUGAUCCCGAGCCGCUGCCCAAAGUCGGCAUGCCAUUUCUGCACCGGCUCAAUUGCUUCCUACGUCUCUGGCUGCUGAAAUUUCUCGCCAACAUUUACUUCUUCUACCAGCGUCUGGUCCACUCGCCCGCACGAGGAUCCCAGCCGACGCUGGUCAAGCGCUACGCAUGCCGCGUUAUGCUGGAAACUCGCAUUUUCUAUCCGCACGAUUAUCGCGCCGGCGAGCAACUGCUACCCGUCUACCUUAACAUCCACGGCGGCGGAUUCGCCCUUUGCGAUGCGUCCGUCGAUGACGAGUUCUGCUCUUCCUGGGCCUCCCGCACAGGCAUGCUGGUUGUCAGCCUAGAUUAUCGCAAAGUUCCCCUGCAUCCUUUCCCCACAGCCACCGACGACUUGGCGGCGCAGGUGAAAGCCAUCCUAGGGGACAAAUCGCUCCCGAUCGACCAGUCGCGCGUCGUGGUAGGCGGAUUCAGCGCGGGUGGCAAUCUAGCGCUGUCGGUGGCCCAACUGCCCCCUCUCAAGGCGCUGGUACAAGCCGCUGUGAUCUACUACCCCAUCGUCGACUUCGGCCAUCCCCCCGACGAGAAGCUGGCAUCCAGGCCUUAUACCAACGGACCGAAAGACAACCUCGAAGAGGCCUCCUGGUGGCUCGAUUGGGGCUACGUGCGUGUGGGACAGAAUCGCCGCGAUCCUUUGCUAAGCCCGGAGUACGCCUGCAAGGAGGAUCUGCCGCGCUGGAUUUACGUGAUCGGCGCCCAGUGGGACAUGUUGCGACUGGAGUCGCAGGUUAUGAUCCAUCGCCUGGCUGGACUGGAGGACAGGGAGGAUCAGGAGGCACCGUUCGAAAAGGACACGUACAAGUGGACAUUGGCCAUGGGGCAAUCGCAUGGUUUCACACACAGCCGCGGACGCAAUCUAGUCAAAAGGGCCAAGAGACAGCAGGUGUGCGAUGAAAUCUACGGUGAGGCACAUGAGUGGUUGAAAAAGAGCGCGUUGCGCUAA